Molecule: messenger RNA, 6876 nt
Organism: Scedosporium apiospermum
Lineage: Eukaryota; Fungi; Ascomycota; Sordariomycetes; Microascales; Microascaceae
Exons: 3
Coding region: 1-6876 (2291 amino acids)
Biological process (GO): fatty acid biosynthetic process; secondary metabolite biosynthetic process
Molecular function (GO): oxidoreductase activity; phosphopantetheine binding; 3-oxoacyl-[acyl-carrier-protein] synthase activity
Source: RefSeq, a predicted model, not a curated record
AUGUCGCCGCUAGCACUGGAAGCCGAGGACUCGAACCCGGCGAACUCCAACCCCACCUCACCACCCCCGGUAGUCCCUGCGCCCACUGCUAUCGCGGCUGAUCUCGACAACGGACCUGCUCCUGCUGUACAGUAUCCUGCCGGAAUCUUUCCCAAUGGUGGCAGAGCCCCUGUGGUCGACGGCGUUCUGGCCGGAGGCAACGCCAACGGCACUGCCGCUGCCAAUGGCACGUCGAGCACUAACGGCACCAAUGGUGCCCACAUAGCAAAUGGCGCCGGCUCCGGAAGUUCAUCGCUUCCAGGCCAGUCUUCAGGAACUCCCAAAUAUGAACCCGUCGCCAUUGUCGGUAUGGCCUGCCGUCUCCCCGGAAAUGUCUCCGAUCCCGAAGAGUUCUACGAGCUCUGCUGCCGCGCCCGCAGCGGUUGGUGCGAGAUACCCCCGGAGCGGUGGAGCAAACCCGGUUACUACCACCCAAACCCCGACAAGCUCGGUGCCUUCAAUCCAGUCGGCGGAUGCUUCUUGACGGAGGAUGUCGCCUUGUUUGACGCUCCCUUUUUCAACAUCACCGAGAGAGAGGCCAUCUCGAUGGACCCGCAGCAUCGAUUAAUCCUCGAAUGUACAUUUGAGGCCCUCGAAAACGCUGGUAUCCCCAAGCACAAACUCAUCGGCAAGAAUGUUGGUGUUUAUGCUGGUGGCUCCUUCACGGACUACGAGCUAAAUAACCUCCGAGAUCUCGACACUGCUCCCAUGUAUCAAUCGACCGGAAAUGCCCCGUCGCUCAUGUCCAACAGGAUCUCCUAUUUCUUCGACUUCCGGGGCCCCAGCCACACCAUUGAAACUGCCUGCUCAUCCAGCUUGACUGCGCUGCACAUUGCGAUGCAGAGCCUUCAAAACGGCGACUCGUCAGUGGUUGUGCUAGCCUCCAGCCAUUUGAACCUCUUGCCCGAUCAUUUCGUCUCCAUGUCUUCCCAGAGUCUCCUUUCCGGAGAUGGUAGGUCCUAUGCGUUUGAUUCCCGUGCCAAUGGUUUUGGCCGAGGAGAAGGCGCGGGCGUCAUCAUCCUCAAGCCUCUUGCGGACGCGCUCAAGGACAACGACAACAUCCGCGCUGUCGUCGUCGCGACUGGUGUUAACCAGGAUGGCCGAACUAACGGUAUUACUAUGCCGAAUGGUGAUGCCCAAUUGGAUUUGAUGCGCAGAGUGUAUGCCGAGGCCGGGCUAGAUCCAACUCUGUGUGGAUAUGUCGAGGCACACGGAACCGGCACCAAAGUCGGAGAUCCUAUCGAGAUGAAGGCUCUGCACCGGAUGUUCCACGAAGGCCGGACUAAGCAACGUCCGCUCUAUGUCGGCUCGGUGAAAACAAACGUCGGCCAUCUAGAGGGUGCUAGCGGUAUUGCGUCCCUCAUAAAAUCCACAAUGAUGCUGGAAAGAGGGUAUAUCCUACCUAACUACGACUUCCAAAAGGGGAACCCCGAAAUCCCUUUCGAUGAGUGGGGAAUAAAGGUCCCUUCUAGACUCAUUCCGUGGCCCAAGCAGAAGAAAUACAUCAGCAUCAACAGUUUCGGCUUCGGCGGAGGCAACGCACAUGCCGUUCUCGCAGCAGCUCCCAAGCGGCCAAAUGUCCAAGUUCCUUGGAAGGGAAGUGAUGUUGAACCCCGCCGGCUCUACGUUCUCUCAGCCAACAGCAAGGAGUCUCUGGCUCAGCAGAUGGAAAACCUGACAAUCUAUCUGGAGCGGCGCCCGUCCGCCUUCCAACGAGAUCUCCUUGCCAACCUUGCCUACACAUUGGGUCAGAGGAGAUCCUAUUUGCCGUACAAAGUUGCCGUUUCCGCCGUGGAUGCAAAGACUUUAAGUGUCGCAAUCGCUACAGCAAGCCCCAACCCAAGUCGAUCGACUCGAGAACCCACCAUCGGAUAUGUGUUCACCGGCCAGGGCGCGCAAUGGCACGCCAUGGGUCGCGAGCUCAUUUCCGAAUAUCCUGUCUUUAAGGAAUCCCUCGAGCGGUUCGAUGCGUGCUUGACGGCGCUCGGAGCCAAGUUCAGCCUCAUGGAAGAACUUAGUCGUGAUCCCAAGACGUCGCGUCUCUCGGAUGCGGACCUGAGUCAGCCUGGCUGCACUGCCAUUCAGGUUGCGCUCACCGAUCUCCUCGUUUCGUGGGGCGUCCGUCCUAAUGCUGUUGUCGGCCACUCGAGCGGUGAGAUUGGCGCUGCCUAUGCCGCUGGUGUGUUGUCUCUCAAUGACUGUGCAGUUAUUGCCUACAGCCGUGGCCAGGCAGUCCUCCAGCUGAAGGCUGACAAUCCCGCUCUCGAGGGUGGUAUGCUUGCUGUCGGCGCAUCUCCGGAUGAUGUUUGGCCCAUGAUUAAGACAUUGAAAUCGGGCCAGGCCACCAUUGCAUGUUUCAACAGUCCCGGAAGCAUCACUGCUUCAGGCGAUUCGGAAGCCAUUACGGAGCUGCAGCAGAAGAUCGAGGAGAAGCAGCUCUUCAACAGGAGAGUUAGGGUCGAUACUGCCUACCACUCCCAUCAUAUGGAACUAGUGUCAGGCUGGUACGGAAAGGCUGUUGGCCAACUCACUCCCGCCGCAACGUCCGACGUCGCCUUUUACUCUUCCCUCCGUGGACACCUCGUCGACUGUUCCGAGCUUGACACGUCAUACUGGGUUAACAAUCUUACGCAACCUGUCAAGUUCUCCCAGGCCCUCACAGACAUGUGCACUCCCACAGCUGGCCGUGACGAGGUCGACAUUCUUGUUGAGAUUGGACCUCACUCUGCUCUUGAGGGCCCAGUUAAGCAGAUUCUCAAGGCCAUCACCUGUACAACCAAGAAGCCCAUCUAUUUCCCCUCUCUUGUUAGGAACAAGGAUGCUGUUGAAACAACACUCAACCUGGCGGGGUCCCUGUUUACACGCGGUGCCAUCAUCGACUUUGGUGGUGUGAACUUCCCCGUCCCAACCGCAAAGCCGCUCAGGCCACUGAAGGACAUGCCGCGAUAUGCUUGGAACCAUACGACCAGAUACUGGUGGGAAUCGCGCAUCAGCAAGGCCCAUCUGCACAGGCCUUUCCCCCGAAACGACGUUGUCGGUACUCUAGCAGACUAUUCAAACGCCCUGGAACCCACGUGGCGGACUAUUAUCCGAACUGAUGAGGUUCCCUGGGUCCGAGGCCAUGUAAUGCAGGAUAUGAUUAUCUAUCCCAUGGCGGGCUAUCUCUCCAUGGCAGUUGAAGCGGUUGCCCAGCGCGCAAAACUAUCGAACCAGACAUUCGACCGUUUUCUGUUUAGGGACGUUACGAUCAGCCGUCCUCUCGUCAUCCAAGAGGGUUCUGAUUCGGAAAUCAACAUUACCCUCCGACCAUUCGCCGAGGGCACGAAACAAUCAUCCAAAAUUUGGGAUGAAUUCAGGGUAUUUUCUUGGAACCGGGACAGGAACUGGAUUGAGCACUGCCGCGGUCUCAUCCGAGUCGAGCACGGCACCGAUACCAACCCUGUCCGGGACUCGACCCAGGAAGAUCAUGCCUCCCUUGCUGAGCGAACUGCUCGAAUUGCCGCCGGUUGCCAAGAGCAAGUUGAUCAGAAGGCGUUAUACGACGAACUCGAGGGAGUGUCGGCCAAGUACAACGCGCAGUUUAAGUCCAUGGAGAACUGCACCGGCAGCGACACGAACUGCGUGGCAGACAUUGUCGUUCCCGAUACAGCGCGGGUAAUGCCAAAGGGAUUCGAGCCCCAGCUCUAUAUUCACCCGGCAUUCCUUGACCAGUUCACCCAUGCCGCUUGGGUCAUCCUGGGAGCUGGUCGCGGCCGUCUUCCAGCGCUCUAUAUGCCUCGCUUCUUCAAGAGCCUCACCAUUUCUGCCGACGUAUGCAGAGAACCUGGGGAGAAACUCCGAGUAUAUGGAGAGGGAAAUCCAAACUUUGAAAACCCUGGGUCCACCAAGAUUACCAUGUUUGCUACUACCAUGGACGGGGCUUCUGAGAGGAUUCAUAUGGAGGGCCUUGUCAUUGACCCCAUCUUCGAGGCAAGCGGUGUCUCCGACAAAGCCUCUGCAAGAGAGCUCUGCUAUCGCGUGACCUGGGAGCCUCUCGCCGCACCCGAAGUGCCAGAAUCCAAUGGCGAUGAGGUCGCCGCAAGCCCAGCUACUCUCAAGCUCACGGACAAGGUUUCCAUUAUUUGCAGCGCCAAUCAGGACAAGUCAUUGCCAUUAAGCCUGCAGCAACUCCUGGCAUCAUCCAGCCAAGCAGAGGCCGACAUUACGACGUUCGAGGAAGCGAAGACCGAUGGGAGGAUUUACGUCGUCCUCAUGGAGCUAGACUCCCCGCUCCUCUCCACCCUCAACGCAGAACGUUUCUCCCGCCUGCAGAAGCUUAUUACCUCUGCCAAGGGCCUUCUCUGGGUUGUCCGAGGUGCGUACUCCGAUUGCACUGAUCCUCAAAGCGGCAUGAUUCUCGGUCUCGCCCGAACCAUUCGCUCGGAGUCGGCUCUCAAGUUUGCCACUCUUGACCUUGACGGGAUCAACAAGCUGUCGACGGCCGAGGCGGCAAAACAGAUCCACGAGGUUGCCCAACACGUGUUUAGGAAGGGAGGUGCACCGUCUCCAGAUAUGGAGUUCCAGGAGCGUGGGGGGUCGCUGAGCGUUUGCCGUGUUGUGGACGACUUUGACAUGGACACCUUUGUCGAGCAGAAUACCAACCCCUCGACCACUCCUUUCCUCCAGCCGUUCAGCCAGCCGGGACGCCCGCUUAAGAUCCAUGUCGGAACGAAGGGUGCGCUCGACACGCUUCACUUCAUUGACGACAUCCAGGCUUCGACUCCACUUGCACCGGAUGAAGUUUCUAUCGAAGUCAAGGUUACUAGUAUGAACUUCAAGGACAUUAUGGUCUCCAUGGGUGAAGUGCCCAGCCCGUACCUCGGCGUUGAAUGCGCGGGUAUUAUCAAUGCCGUCGGCAGCAAGGUCACCGACUUGAAGGUGGGCGAUCGAGUUUGCGCCAGCUCCGAGGGUGCCUACUCGACCUAUACGCGGUGCAAAGCCACCAGCGCCGCAAAGGUGCCGGACGACAUGAGCCUCGAGGCCGCCUCCACAAUCCCCGUUGUUUUCUGCACGGCAUAUUACGGUCUCUUCGACAUUGGUCGCCUCCAGCGCGGCGAGUCCGUCCUCAUCCACGCCGCGGCAGGCGGUGUCGGCCAAGCCGCCAUCAUGCUCUGCCAGAUGAUGGGAGCCGAGAUCUACGCCACUGUCAGCAGCAUCGCCAAGAAGACGUUCCUUAUGGAGACGUACGGAAUUUCUGAAGACCGCAUAUUUUUCAGUCGCGACACGUCUUUCGCGAAGGGGAUCCAGCGCGCCACCAACGGUCGUGGCGUAGACGUCGUUCUUAACUCGCUGGCCGGAGACUCUCUCCGCGCCACGUGGGAGUGUAUGGCGCACUUUGGUCGUUUCAUCGAGAUCGGAAAGAGGGAUAUCCUUGCCAACUCCGGCUUGCAGAUGGCUGUCUUUGAGCACAAUGCCACGUUUGCUUCGGUUGAUCUUACUGUCGUAGCUGCCGAGAGGCCUCUUGUCAUGAAGCGCCUUCUUGAUGAUGUCUUCCGUCUCUUGAGCUAUGGAAGCAUCCGGCCUAUUUCCCCCAUCACAACGUUCCCUAUUUCUAGCCUUGAGACGGCAUUCCGAACACUCCAAGCCGGAAAGACACACGGCAAGAUUCUAGUCACUGCUAACGCCGAUGAUAUGGUCAAGGUCACGUAUUCCGAGAAGACUUUCAAUAACCUUCUCCGCGGCGACGCUACCUAUAUCAUUAUCGGUGGGUCGGGAGGUAUCGGUCGCAGCAUGAUCAAGUGGAUGGUUCGAAAGGGAGCCAAGAACGUAGUGAUCGUAUCCCGUUCGGAUAGAAUCUCCCCUCAAGUCGCUGAGGUUAUUGAGGACGCCAAGACACUCGGAUCUAAGGUUGUUCUGCACCGAUGCGACGUCUCCAAUGCCGACGAUGUUCAGCGCAUGGUUGGCGAGGUCAAAUCCAGCCUCCCUCCCGUCCGUGGCGUCGUCCAUAGCGCCAUGGUUCUCGAUGACGUCCUUUUCGAGAACAUGAAAUUUGGUCAGUGGGAAGAGGUCGUCAAGUCCAAGGUUGCGGGAUGUUGGAAUAUCCACACCGCACUGGCGGACGUCACUCUCGAUUUCUUCAUUGCCCUCAGUUCCGUCGCCGCUAUUAUCGGCAACCGUGGCCAAGCGGCCUAUUCGGCGGCGAACGCCUACUUGGACUCGUUUGUCCAAUACCGACGACGACUUGGGCUUGCCGCUACCGUUCUCAACCUCGCUGCCGUUAGCGACACCGGAUACCUAGCAGAGAAUGCUGAGCGCCAGAAGGAAGUCAUGGAGCAGAUCGGCGGCGAAGCAAUCAGCGAAAAGGAAAUUCUCGCUCUCGUCGCCGCUGCAAUCACCGGAAAGGCAGAAGAGACCUGCACUUCCCAAGUCGUUACGGGACUUAAGCUACCAUCGUCCUUCUCCAGCGUCUUCUGGGCGUCUGACGCCAAGUUCACUGCUCUUUGCGAGCGCACUCUGUUAGAGAAUGCUAGCGGCGAUGGAGGUGCAGUUGCGAUUUCUCCCGGUGCAGCGCUGAAGCGGGCCAAGUCGUACGAGGAGGCCCACAGCAUCGUCAUCUCGGCGCUGUUGGACAAGACCGCGGAAGUUCUCAUGCUUCCCCGAGAAGAGCUCGAUGGCACAAAGGACACGGUGUUCUACGGCCUUGACUCGCUGGUGGCUAUUGAAAUUCGAAAUUGGAUCACCCGCGAGUUUGGUGCGGCGCUUCAGAUCCUGGAUAUGCUCAGCACUCCAUCAUUUAUUGUGCUGGCCGAUACUGUUUUGCGAAAGUCGGAGAUGGUCUCGUUUGAGAAGCCAACUUGA